AUGCCGUCUUCUCUAUAUUCGUAUGAUUUUGUGCCUGAAAAUCUUGUGAAAUUCAAAAUUCGGCACGAGGUCCCCAAUUUCGACAAUGAUUUUUUUGAGGCGGAACUCGAAACGAAUGGAAUACAAUGGAUAAUUAACAUCACGACGGGACUCAUGGAGAACGCCGACAUUCGCCUUCACAUUUCAAACGGGAUAAGCGUCGAGUUCGACGUGCAAACGAGUUUGGCGAUUUUCCUCGAAGACGCCGACGGCGGUGUGGUCUCGAAGCGACAUCGGUUCGACGAGAAGCUGAACACACUGGCCAUGGAGUGGCCGGUAUGUCUCGCAUGCGAUCCAAUCGGAAGAGUGCUGGUUUAUGAGCUCGAAUUGGCGGCAAUUCGAAAAAUCGAAAUUCCCGAGGAUCCGAUGCGUCGAAUUGGAGACAUUCGCCUAAAAUUUGGUCAAAAAAUGCUCGUAUCGAAUAGAAUGCUUCUCUCAAUCAACUCGUCGGUUUUUCGCGAAAUUCUCCAAAAUCGCGAAAUUUGCGAAAUCGUGUUGGACGACGUGGAUUUUGUCGAUUUUGCCACACUUCAAAAUGCGAUCAUGCCGUUGCGCGAGCCGAUUCCUAGUAAUUCCGAUUUGAGCCUAAUCCGAUAA
Messenger RNA from Caenorhabditis bovis, 636 nucleotides. The record is from the annotation of a GenBank genome assembly. NCBI's taxonomy places the organism in Eukaryota, Metazoa, Nematoda, Chromadorea, Rhabditida, Rhabditidae.